CUCAAACGCUGCUGUAACGGUUCAGAUUAGUGCCAUUGUGAAUGGUGCUGAUAGUGCUGCAUGCUCAUGAUGGCAUAGACUGGGAGCUAUGAAGCAAAGCCAGCUGGGUUGCAUAACUUCACUGUUUCUGCGCGCUUGUGGAUCAAUGGAGUUGUGAUCUGGACUGGACAUCUAUAAAGCACAGAGACAAUGGUUUCCAUCGGAAAGGUGCUGAUCGGAGUCUUUGGAGUGGCAGUGGUGGUCAUUCUCAUAGCGGUACCUACUGCUAUAUAUCUGAAAGAGGACCAGGGGGGAAACAAGCACCAGAGAUCUUUCACCCUGGAGGACGUCUUCAACAGCUCACUGAGACCAAAGUCCUUCGGCAUGAGGUGGAUCUCAGAUCAUGAGUAUCUGAAUAAGACCCAAGGCUCAGUCUUCCUUCAGAACGUGGUCACAGGAGCGUCCUCAGAGUUCUUGAGCAGAGACAAGUUCGACGCAAAACGCGCUUAUGAUUACCGGCUGUCUGCUGACCGCAACUAUGUCGCAUUCAUAAGCGAUCAUUCCAAGCUGUGGAGGCACUCAUUUACGGCAACAUAUUCACUUUAUGACCGGGAAUUAAACAAAUUUCUCACACCUGACAUUCCGGAUAAAGUCCAGUACUUUGCCUGGGCUCCUGAAGGGAACAAACUGGCCUAUGUUUGGGAGAACAAUGUGUAUAUAAAGAUCAGCCCUGGGUCAGCCCCACGUCAGGUCACUUUCAAUGGCAAGGAGAAUCUGAUUUUGAAUGGGAUCCCGGACUGGGUGUAUGAGGAGGAGAUGUUCUCAUCCAGUCAGGGUCUCUGGUGGUCCCCGGAAGGGAAGUACGUGGCUUAUGCUGAGUUCAACGACACACUGGUCCACAAUAUAGAGUACUCCUGGUAUGGUGAGAACCAGUACCCCAGCACUGUUUCCAUUCCUUAUCCAAAGCCAGGAACUCCCAACCCUACUGUGAAACUGUUUGCUGUGGACACUGACAACAGCACAGCAGAAAUUACUGAGGUUGUUGUUCCAGCCUCAUUCGGCUCAGGUGAGCACUAUUUGGCCACUGUUACUUGGGCGACGGAUGAACGUAUUGCGGUCCAAUGGCUGAAGAGAGUACAAAACCACCUCAUCCUUCAGAUCUACAAUUUUAAUGGAGUCAGCUGGGAUCCUGUUGAGCGUCUGGAGGUGAAGAGUCCCGAUGGUUGGGUUGGACGGUUCUCUCCAUCAGAACCAGUGUUUGCCGCAGACAAGAACAGCUACUACCUGUUGAUGAGCAACACUGAAGGGUACAAGCACAUCCAUCAAGUGGUCGGGGGCACAGCUACAGCAAUCACCUCUGGACAAUGGGAAGUCAUUGACAUCCUGAAAGUAACCGCUGAUAGUGUAUAUUAUUCAAGUAACGAAGAGGGCGGCACGCCAGGAGGAAGGAAUGUUUACAAGCAGACCGAACAAGGGUUCAAGUGUCUGACGUGUGCGUUUCGUGGAGAUGACUGUCAGUAUAACUCAGCCUACUUCAGCCACAAUGCCUCCUUCUACCGUAUGACCUGCAGUGGUCCUGGCAUUCCUUACCAUGCUCUCAUGGAAAACGGGAAUGAUAUAGAACUCCAUGUUUUGGAGGACAAUAAGGAAUUUAGCAGCCUGAUAUCUGACAUCCAAAUGCCCAGCAUGCGUCGACGCACCAUAAAAAUUGAAGGAUUAGAUCUCUGGUACCAGAUGUUUUUACCUCCAGGCUUUGAUGAAUCCAAGAAGUACCCUUUACUAAUAGAUGUGUAUGCUGGUCCCUGCAGUCAGAAAGCAGACUACGUCUACAGGGUCGGCUGGUCCACCUACCUGGCCAGCACUGAGAAAAUCAUCGUCGCCAGCUUUGACGGAAGAGGAAGCGGUUACCGAGGCGACGAGUUAAUGCACGCAAUCUACAAACGUCUGGGAACCUAUGAGGUGGAAGAUCAGAUAACAGCAGCCAGGAAAUUCAUCGAAAUGGGCUUCGUUGACAAAAACAGAGUUGCUAUUUGGGGCUGGUCUUAUGGUGGAUAUGUGACGUCAAUGGCCUUGGGAUCUGGAAGUGGAGUUUUCAAAUGUGGAAUGGCGGUCGCUCCAGUGUCCAAAUGGGAAUAUUAUGAUUCCAUCUACACAGAGCGGUACAUGAUGGAGCCUUCAGAGAAUUAUCUUGCCUACAUUAACUCAACAGUAACUGCCAGGGCCAGUAAUUUCCAGUCAGUGCAGUAUCUUCUGGUUCAUGGAACAGCUGACGACAAUGUUCAUUUCCAGCAGGCAGCCGAGAUCUCUGAAGCUUUGGUAGAGGAGCAGGUGGACUUUGAGGCGAUGUGGUACACAGACAAGGAUCAUGGGCUCGGCGGCUCGGCUAAUCAACACGUCUACACCCACAUGAGCCACUUCCUACAGAGGUGCUUUGCAUGAGGUCCACUGGAUCACAAAGAUCUUCUUUCAUUGCCUUAAGUGAAUAAAUUAAAAUUGGGUGAUAAAGUCUUCAAUUGUAAAUGCAGGCUUGAUUAUUAGUGCUCCAAGCGCCGGGAAAGUACAAAGUAGCCCAAGUCAUACUGUCAUUCUGUGAAAUUUUGUCUUGCAUAGGCCUGUUUUCAGUCAGAAAAAACAGCUUCUCUGGAAAAUUAUUACAUUUUAAUUUGUAACAUAUAGGCCUACAUUUUUGAGUUUGUUUUGUGGAUGUACUUUUUCAAGAGGUUGACCUGGGGAUAGGGGAACAACAUAAUAAAAAGUUUAAUUGUACUUGUACUACUUGGAUAAAAACAGUUUUUACAGUAUUGUAUUAAAUUAUGCACCAUCGCAAUUUUAUACAGUUUUCAAAUUUAUGAGAUUGUUGUCUGUUUGAUGUAAUUGUUUCUUAAAAUAAAAAAUAAUUAAAUGAGAA
This is a messenger RNA of Sebastes umbrosus (honeycomb rockfish), 2887 nucleotides long. RefSeq names its product dipeptidyl peptidase 4-like. The record is from RefSeq and is a predicted model, not a curated record. Bases 190 to 2418 code for a protein of 742 amino acids. The transcript is spliced from 27 exons. Gene Ontology annotation, biological process: proteolysis. Gene Ontology annotation, molecular function: serine-type endopeptidase activity; dipeptidyl-peptidase activity. NCBI's taxonomy places the organism in Eukaryota, Metazoa, Chordata, Actinopteri, Perciformes, Sebastidae.